Lodderomyces theae is the source of this 219-nucleotide messenger RNA. Its product is annotated as H(+)-transporting V0 sector ATPase subunit e. Bases 1 to 219 code for a protein of 72 amino acids. Gene Ontology annotation, cellular component: vacuolar proton-transporting V-type ATPase, V0 domain. The record is from RefSeq and is a predicted model, not a curated record. Gene Ontology annotation, biological process: proton transmembrane transport; vacuolar acidification. Lineage: Eukaryota; Fungi; Ascomycota; Pichiomycetes; Serinales; Debaryomycetaceae. Gene Ontology annotation, molecular function: proton-transporting ATPase activity, rotational mechanism. The transcript has 2 exons.
AUGAGCGGGUAUACAGUUGUUAUCGUACUAAUUGCUGUUGUUGGUCUUUCGGCAUUGGCAUGGGUAUUUGCGCCGCAAGAAAACAGAACUGUGUUUAGAUCAUCGGUAAUACUAGGAUUAGCCAUGUGUUAUCUUAUGUGGGCAAUUACAUACUUGGCACAAUUACAUCCGUUGGAGGCUCCAAGGAGGUCGGACUUGAGACCAGAACAUACAAAGUGA